AUGAUGAAACCAGCGUUCAAAGUUCUGCUCCCGGUCCUGGCCCUUGGCGCGCUCGGUUUCGCGGCUCCGGCCGGCGCGACGGAGAAAAAGCCGCUGCAGGUUUUCAUCCUCGCCGGGCAGUCGAACAUGGAGGGACACGGCUUCGUCGCCGCGGAACCACAGCGCAACGGUGGUCGCGGCUCGCUCGAGUUUCUCCUGCGGGAUCCCGCGACCGCGCCCCGCUUCGCGAAGUACGCCACGGCCGCCGGCCAGUGGCGCAAGCGCGACGACGUGUGGAUUAGAUAUCUUCACCGCCGCGGACCGCUCACCGUCGGCUAUGGCGCGGUCGAGGGACCAACCCGCCCCGCGAAGAUCGGGCCCGAGCUCGGUUUCGGCUGGGUGGUGGGGAACUGGCUCGAAGCGCCGGUGCUGCUCAUCAAAUGCGCCUGGGGCGGGAAGAGCCUCGCGGUCGACUUCCGUCCGCCGAGCGCGGGCCGACCGCCGUACUCGCUCGGCGCGAAGUUUGACGCCGCCGUCGCCCAGCCGCGCGGGAACGGACGACGCGUUCAAGGCGCGCGUCGAAUUCGAAGCCAUUGGAGACCUCGACGCCGUCGCCGCGUUCGUCCGCGACUGGCAGGCCGCCGAAUUUCCUCACGCGGACGUCUUGGAGUUCGAGUUCUUUACGGACGGCCGGACGGUGACGCUCCUCGAGUGCUACGAGUCGGAAGCCGCGCACCAGAGACACUUCGCGCGCUGGGCGGCGGCGUUCGCGGGCCGGAUGUCGCAGGUACUCGUCCUCAAGGACAUUCACAUCUACGGCCGCGGCUUGUCGGCCGUGCCCGACGAGUGGGAGCCGCUCAUGUCGACGCUGGAGAACCCGUUGGAGCGCAACCACAAGGGGCCGGUGGGUAAGAUCUAG
Messenger RNA from Pelagomonas calceolata, 898 nucleotides. NCBI's taxonomy places the organism in Eukaryota, Pelagophyceae, Pelagomonadales, Pelagomonadaceae. The record is from the annotation of a GenBank genome assembly.